AAGCUGACAUCAUGCAACCAUCUCGCGGAGCGAGCUAAAACAUCUUCACACCAUUCCACGCCAAGCGGUGGCGACGCAUUCAAGCAGCACCGGUCCGACUCGCACAAGGCGAGAAGGAGGAAAGGCUCGCAGGGCGUUGGUUACCAAACGUUUCCUCCUCACCCUUGCAAAAGGAUAUUCAAAUGCGAGGGUAACACAAUUGCACAACAAGGCGAAUAAGCACCUUUGUGUCUCGAUGUGAACGAGAGCGGAGGGAGCAAAAAGAAACGCUGCUGUCACCAAGCACAUUAUAAUGGAUGUACUUCGCGGAAUAUGUGGAGAGCGCAUAGAUACCGAGUCUCGCAUUGUAAAUGCAGUAGUAUAUACCUGGGCUCGGAUACGGAAUUAUUAGUCUCAAAGUUAAGCAAACGGCUAUCGGUAGACCAGCAUUAGGCAUUCCUUCAAAUGAAGUAAUACAGGCUGAAGUGUAGGUGUGUUCAGUGUUGGAAGCAUGACAGGCAAUAGAGGAGAAAACGUAUACGAAAUGUGGUUGAGGCAAGUGGAGAGAAAGCGAUGGAUUUUUCAGGUGUACCUGUACCGCUUCGCCUUGGACACUCAGUAUAAAAGGGCACGUAUAACUUGCAAGAAAAUACUGAUGGCAAGGUUGUGUUCACUUACAUCUGCAUCUGUGUCAGAUGCACAGAGGCCGUUUGUCGGGUGUGGGCAGUUUCUGUCUUUUUCGCUUUCUUUCUGCCCCCCACCCUCCCCCAUUCUCCUUCGCCGCUAAGUGUACUUGGAACAAAGAACAGAAAAGGCCACCGUUAAUAGUAUGGUUGCAGUUCAAAUGGGCACGGAGCGGACGGAUGCGAAACUUCCGCAGUAAACCUGAAUGAUGUGCACCUGAUUUUCCCUUUCUUCUUCCACAUGCAGGUGCAAGGACGACCGGAAGCGGCCGCCAUGAUGGUCAGCCCUCGCCUUCGGAAGUUGCUUCCGCUUAUGGCUGUUUCCUUCUCUUUUUUUGCCGCCACAGGCAGCCUGAGCCCAUUCCUGGGCCUGCAGCUGCGCGCCGUCGGGUUGUCCGACGAGGAGUCCGUGCUGGUGAUCACGGCGGCCGCGUUCGCCAGCCUUCUUGGUCCCGUGCUCGUGGGGCUGGUGGCUGAGCGGCGGCGGGCCUACCGGUCGCUGCUGGUGCUGUCGCUGGUGCUGGCAGGCGCCGGCUACUCGGCGCUGCUGGCAGUGCCCCCCGUGGUGCGCAGUCCGCGCAGCCCGCUGCUCGAGUUCGACUGCCCGUCGGGUCUGUACCUGGAGCGCUGCCCCGAGUGGGACUCCUGCACGGCGUCCGAGCUGAACCCGCUGGGGCUGGCCACGUUCCGCGUGUCCAACUGCCACUACCAGUGCGGCGGUAACCGCAGCAGCAGCAGCAGCGCCGAGCGGCGGCAGCCCAUCCACUUCUGCUUCCUGAGCCACGAGGGCAACCUGUGCAUCAUCCACGAGGCCGGCACGCGUGACAAUUCCACCACCGAGUUCGGCGCCAGCUUCCUGGCCAAGACGGCGCGCACGCUGGUCGACGUGAGCGUGGCCAAGUUCCUCGAGCACGAGGGCAGGGGCGACGACGAGCUGGUCGACGUGUGCAGCUUCGACCUUCUCGCGCCCAUCGUCGUCAAUCAGAAGCAGUUCAACGACUACGAGUGCCGUCCGCACCCGGAGGGAUGCACCAUCCGCUGCUCGGUGGCCGUGGCCGACAACCUGGGUCGCCGCAUGCAGUCGGCACGCUGCACGCAGGUCAAGGGCGACCCGCAGCUCACGUUCUGGGCCACGCUGGCGCUGCGGGUGUUCGCCGACCUGUGGCUCAUGACGGCAUUCUACCUGGUCGAGGCGGUCACGGUGCUCUCCAUCAACGACUUCACCGGUCUCUACGGACGCAUCAAGUUCUGGGCCGCGCUGGGCGUCGCCAUAUCCGCAGUCGUGACCGGAGUGCUGGUCGACUACUACAGCGAGCUAACGGGGGCCGCCGACUACUCGCCGGCGGUGUUUGUCUUCGACGGGCUCGCUCUCGUCUCGUGUGCGCUGGCGGUGUUCCUGCCCGCCGUGGAGGACAAGAAGGCCAACCACCUGCUGCACUACGGCCUCGGCCAGGAGCCCCGCUUCUGCUCGCUAGACGCGAGCGUUCUCUUCUUCCUCGUGCUCGUGCUGGGCACGGUGUGGGGCUACAUGGAGACGUACCUGCACUGGAUGUACGCCGAGAUGGGCGCCAGCCACCUGCUGGUGGCGCUGUCGCUGACGCUGCCUAUGGGCUGCGCGCUUCCUUUCUUGGCCAUCGCCAAGAACCUGGUGCGCAACAUCGGUCGCGCCAACCUGCUCGUGUUCGGCUUCCUCUUCUACGCGACGCGCGCCGCCGGCCUCUCCUUCGUCACGGCCCGCUGGUGGGUCGCGCCUUUCGAGGCCAUGGAGACGUUCACGCUGCCCGUGCUCUGGGUCGCGCUGGUCGCGGCCGCCCAAAAGGUGGCGCCCUCCAGCCAGAGGCUUACCGUCCAGUGCGUCCUCGUCGUCCUGCACUUCUGCGUCGGCCGCGGAACGGGCACCAUCGCGGGCUUCUUCCUGAAUGCCACUUUCGGCCAGCGGACCACGUUGCGCGGCGUGGCCAUUGUGUGCGCGGGUGUGGGCCUGCUCUACCUGUUCCUGUACCACACGUGCCUGCGCAGGAUCCGCAGAAAAAGCCGCCGGCGACAGUCCGCCAUGCCCGCGACCAUCAACGGCGGCUGGUACCCGAUGCAGAACUCUCGGGCGAACGGCGACACGCCCGCCCACCGGCCCAUGAUGGGCGACCAGGACGACUCGGACACUGGCGGCUUCGAAGACUCCGGCUGGUCACACAGAAAGAACAGGAACUGACCCCUCGAGAACGAGAUUUCCGGUCAGGCGAACCACCAGGAGUCGCACGGAAGAGAUCGGCCCUCGAAAAGAGGGAACACUUCACCGCGGGACAUACCUGCUGUGUGGCCCUGUUGCAGAACUGUAGUCCGUGUUUCCGACGAUGCGAGAACAACCAAUUCAGUUUUGGAGCUGCUCGGAUUCCGCGAUAACUAGCGCCGCUGCAGCAUCCCGGGCAGCGUAGGCACACACACACACACACAGUGGCAGCUCUUGCCCGGGUGGGCGAGUUGGUGCGAGUUAAACACAUUGGCUUCAGCGCAACGUGGAUGAAUACACUGCGUUGUCGUCGUCCUUCUAUGCAUCGUUGAAGCUAGUGUACGACGGCGAAAGGCGAGGGAGGCCAUAAUAAUUUGCAACGUUAGGUGCGCGUUAGGAUGUGUGAACGCGGAGCGCAUGUAGGGUCCGUUGACCAGAGUGGUGCCUCGACCGUACUGCGGCGUCCGCAGUUCUCAACAGCGCUUCUGGACUACGUAGGCUUAGACUGCUGUGGCAAGGACGCGCGCGGAUGCAUUGUUGCGUGCUUCCUUGAACCGAGCGUUGCUUGCGAGCGCUUGUCUUGCCGGAGUGUCGUGCGCCCUUCGCCUGCUCUAUUCGUGCGCACAUUCCCGCUGAAUGUGCAGCUACACCAAUCCAUCUGUUUGAAGCAGCGACUCACUGCACGGGGACACAGGAUGCGGCGCUUCGUGAAAUAAGUUUGUGAGCCGAGUGCGUGGCGAGGAAGGGGAAAUUGACCGUGGUAGCAGAACGAUCCGAGUCGCUGUGCUGUGCAGUAACUUGGAAAAAAUCCAGCUUGAUGAACAAGUGCCUGUCGACGAACACUGUGGUCUUUGUGCUGCCAGAACUUCCGCGGUCUGCUAGUUGCGCUUGGUUCCCGUCGGUGCAGCGAUCGACGUUGAUCGAAGUGCAGAAUACGACGAGUGCAAACCGCGCCCCGAUAGGUGUCGCAACGCCAGCGAAGUUAAAAAUAAAUUAUGUGGUUUUACGUGCCAAAACCACUUUCUGAUUAUGAGGCACGCCGUAGUGGAGGACUCCGGAAAUUUUGGCCACCCGGGGUUCUUUAACGUGCACCUAAGUCUAAGUACACGGGUGUUUUCUCAUUUCGCCCCCCAUCGAAAUGCGGCCGCCGUGGCCGGGAUUCGAUCCCGGCGACCUCGUGCGCAGCAGCCCAACACCAUAGCCACUGAGCAACCACGGCGGGUACCAGCGAAGUACGUGCACACAAAUCGUACUCGGCUUAAAUGUAGUAGCGAGAAUGUGUCACACGCCCGCUUCUUUUCCCCUGCCACCCUGCGGCAUUUGAUACUAGAAAGUUCGAUGCUUUUGUAUUAUUGAGGCUCAGUGCCUCGAGUAUCUUAUGCGCUUUUGUUAAUAGCUACUUUUUCGUCGGCCGCCCUUGCAACUGUGUCACAUGUGACUGAAAGCGUUUACUUAAUUAGUGAUAAAUAUGUGCGGUGGCUUCUUUGCAAUACCGAAGGAAGAUUCCAGCCGAAAGCACAUAUUUUCGCGCUGAUCGCCAGUAGACAGAAAAGAAAAACGAGCGCUCUUUCUUUUUUUUCGCGUCUGUUGAACACGGCGAAACGAUGAGCAGGCACGUAACGAGCGAUGUGUGCACGUGACCUAAACGCUUGCGUAAUAUCAAAUUAGGCCAACCUGCUUGAUUUUCAAUGAAUGAUGCAUUACAGCACUUAAGAAGCAAAGAACAUGUCUUGUGAGCUUUGCGUGCAGUACAUGUGCGAGUUCUUCCUCGUGUUCUGCGUUAGCUGCAAUAUUUUGAGCUCUCCGUGCGUUGUAGCAAAACGCGAGAAAAGUAUUACCGGUGCACAUGUGCGAAUGUAGAUGCGGCACGCAUACCGGCAUUAGAGCUCGAGUUGAAGUAUCUGUCAUUUGUCGUACACGUCGCAACAGUCUAUGAAAGUUGCAAAGCCAGAACUUCGAAGCUUGCUCUACAGCCGACCAUUCCUUUCCAGAGAAAAUAGUAGUUUCACACUAAACAUAUCAAACUUAGACUAAUAUAAGCAUAUUUUUUAAUGUAUUUUCUUGAGCUAAGGCGUAUAUAGGUUUUAUUGGUCCCAGAGGAACUGUUGGUUUAUGCUUUACUGUUAUAUUUUCCCCUUCAUCGUUCCAUCUCAGGGAAGUCAGUAAAAUGCACUCAACUGCGUUGAAAUGCCUUAAACUGCUCACGCAUGAUGCCAUUCGACAACGACGUGGCCGUUUCUGGGUUCACUGCCAGCGUGCCCACACAACAGCAUGGAGCAAUGCCAAGGCGCUUAUGAACAACUGGUGCUUAAACUUGACGGGCCUACCGUAGCGCGAUAACACGCAGCCUAGCAGGCGGAGGCAACAGCACAUGCUGCCCGAUGUCGCGUCACCAAAUUUGCCGCUCAUUUUGGGGCACAUGCAUGCAGCUUCUGGCCCGAGUGGGCAGCGGUGUACUACAACGUGCAAAGCUCGCGCGCUCCUAGCAACGCGCGUGGACAGAGCUCGGCUGUACGCAUCGGGCUAUGGGAAGCGUUGGUGCAGGCGAGCGUAUGUUAGCGUUAAAAAUGACGUGCCAUUCUUGUGGCCUCCCUGUCGGACGGCGACAGCGUGUUGUCGCUGCGCACUAGAACAGCACCAACUGACUUGCGCUAGCUCCCCGUAGACGCUUUCGUUUUACUAUUUCUUGAAGGCGCAGUAAAAGAAAAACAUAAGAAUGAAUGUAACCACGCAUCUUGGAGGAACUCCAUUAACGGUCUUUGUCAUCUUGAAGCCAUGUGCCGUGGUCACAGCCUGAGCGCCGGACAUGUGGUGCGCCUAAGCACAGCAGCAGGCAUCACUGCCAUACAGUUGUGGCGGGCGUUCUUGGUAGGAUACCCGUGUGCCCCCCUCUCCAUUAGGCGAGUUUUCCUGAGCCGAGCUGGGUACACGUGUUCGAUGAGUGUCCACGUUCCGUUGGACAUUCAUUGCUCCAAGCAGGUUCUUUCCGCAGGCAGCACACAGGGGAUCUCGGGCAACGGCGCCGCCUAUCUCGAGCCGGGAGAGAAUUCGCAAAGGAGCACUGUCAUAAUUGUGGCGGCAAUGCUGAAGGCACCUUCGCUUCCGCGCAAUCCGCUACGAGCACGCCGCUGCACUGUCGCACGCUUUCCCAGACGAACCAGCUUUGGUCAGUCGCUCCUUGUUGGGCGACAGGGCGAAUGAAGCGUCACGCGAGAGAGCCACAACCGUGCAUCUGCGCGAUGCGAUGCCGUGAAAUUCCGAAGCCCCCCGUGUAACUGUGCCACCACCGUCCGUGACCGCGGCCUGCUGUGCUUGAAGCUCCCCGUGUAGUUGAUCUUAAACAAAGGCACGCGAAGAAAAAAAGAACAGGUUCGUAACAAUAAUGACACAGGAAUGAACGCUCGCGCUUUCUUUUUUUUUUUUUGCCUGUGUCUUCCUCGCCUCAUUUAACGAGCUAUUCCAGCUUAUAUACUGUUCGAAACGGCACAAUCGCUGGUGAGAAGUCCAUGGUUACUGCUGAGCGGGUUACAACGGACACUUAAUCUCAAUUUACAGUCCGGCAGUCCCGCUCUUUUAUACUUAGUGUGCUUAAAGUUAAGCGCACAUUAAGUUAAAUGAACACGUGAACAACCCAAAUGCCUCUUCCAAAGUGCGUUACGCUCCUAGGAGAACACUUCUUUCGCGGUGAGUAAAAAAUUAUAAAAAUGCAUAAUCAACAAAUGUUGAUAUCUUGAUCGCUGUAAAAGAAUUGCACAAACUGAACUUGCCUUAGAUUACGGCUCUCUGCAAGUUUUCCAUGUAAAUGUAGACUUUAAUCUCCGAAACAAGAUUUCGUAAUCAUUCUGACAGCAACUUGCCCUGUACCGCGUGCCGUCCUCAAAGGAGCUCAAAGCAUCUAUGGAAGACGUUGCUCCGCCUCGAAUAAAAUUAGUUCAAGUUUGAAGGCAUGGUAUAUCGCUCGCCCUUGUGCCCGCAAAAGGGGUCCGUCACGAUGAAGCUUCACCUCGACUUACCAGUCAUUGCGUAUCCCGGCCCGCCAUUCGGGAACGAGGGUUGUGUACGAGUCACGACUCAUUCCGAACACUUGCUUCACUGGACGAUGGUCGCAGCUUUCGCUGCCGCACCAUUCCCUGCACGCUUGGGAUCGUUUAUUCUAAGUGCGUGUUGACCAUGUUUCCAGGGUGAGCCCCAUUAUGGACUAGUGCGAACAAGCCGUGUUGUGAGUGUCGUUGUAAAUAAAAUAUACGUUCAUCACUGAA
Messenger RNA from Dermacentor albipictus, 7148 nucleotides. Its product is annotated as major facilitator superfamily domain-containing protein 6-like. The record is from RefSeq and is a predicted model, not a curated record. Gene Ontology annotation, cellular component: membrane. NCBI's taxonomy places the organism in Eukaryota, Metazoa, Arthropoda, Arachnida, Ixodida, Ixodidae.